AUGGACGCAGGCGGACAUGUCCGAUUGCAGAAUACAGGACGCAUACGGAUCGCAAACACAGAAGUCAAUGGAAUAGAAUCGAACCAUGGACGCCACCUCCUCUCACUCUCCGAGUCGCUUGGUUUUCCACAUCCUACUCGCCCUUUCUCUGGGGUAUCAGGCUUGAUGCUGCGGAUGAGCAAGUUCUAA
This is a messenger RNA of Fomitiporia mediterranea MF3/22, 189 nucleotides long. RefSeq lists its product as uncharacterized. Bases 1 to 189 code for a protein of 62 amino acids. The transcript has 2 exons. The record is from RefSeq and is a predicted model, not a curated record. NCBI's taxonomy places the organism in Eukaryota, Fungi, Basidiomycota, Agaricomycetes, Hymenochaetales, Hymenochaetaceae.